CCCUUGUUGAAAACAAUCCCUCAAGCCUUCGUGACGUUACAGACGCAGUCUUAAAGCGGCGUGCGCGCGAGUGGACGGCAGUGAUGGCGCGCCUGUUGCUAUUGGUGUUCGUUGUCGCCGUGUGCGCAGGCCAAGAUGGCAUCACACCGAAACCAAAAAAGGUUCUCGAUACCAUCAUGAACCCAGCGUACAUCCCGGCGGAAGAGAAACAUGGUUCCUAUUGGAAGAAAUCAGCAAGGACGACCAUCAAAGCUAAAAUAGCUGAAACACUGAAUACCAAUAAAGCUCAUAAUGGCAUACUUUUCGUUGGUGAUGGGAUGUCCCUGGCUACGGUCAUGGCGGCGAGGACGUUUGGGGGGCAGCUGAAUAAUGGGCUGGGGGAGGAAAACGUUUUGGAGUUCGAGAGAUUCCCUGUCACUGGAUUGGCUAAGACAUACUGCCUCGACGCUCAAGUCCCGGACUCUGCCUGCACCGCCACGUCUUACCUUACAGGCGUGAAGACGAAGUACGGUGUCAUCGGGCUUGAUGGCAACGUGACGAGGGCCGCCUGCAGUCCACAGCUUCAUAAGGGCAACUGGGCUACGUCUAUUGGGCAGUGGGCGCUGGAACAAGGAUUGGAUGUUGGUCUAGUAACAACGACGCGUGUAACCCACGCCUCGCCGGCGGGAAUGUACGCGCACACGUCGGAACGUAAUUGGGAGUCUGAUGCAGAUGUUCCCGACGAGUGCCUUCAGCUCGGUUGUCGAGAUAUCGCGCACCAGCUGGUUAUGAAUAACCCGGGACGACAGUUUAAGGUGAUAAUGGGUGGAGGCCGACGCGAGCUUCUACCCAAGAUACAGAACCCGUUGGUUAACAGUACCGGUAAGCGGUUAGAUGGACUGGACCUCACGGAGUUGUGGCAUAUUGACAAGACGGAGAAGAACGUGACGCACCAGUACGUUACUGAUAGGAGCGAGCUAUUGAAGGUAUCAAACUCCGAAGAUCUACCCGAAUACCUGCUCGGCCUGUUCCAAGACGAUCACAUGUCCUACCAUCUACAGGCCGAGAAUCAGCCUACGCUGGAGGAAAUGGUCGAGGUGGCCAUCAAAAUGCUGAGUAGGAGUCCCAAAGGAUUCUUUUUGUUUGUUGAAGGUGGCAGAAUAGACCACGCACACCACGACAGCCUCGCGCAUCUCGCCCUUGACGAAACUGUGGAAUACUCCAAAGCGGUCAAGAAAGCCAAAGAACUGACCGACCCUGAAGAAACCCUGAUCGUCGUGACCUCUGACCACGCCCAUACUAUGACCGUAGCUGGCUACCCUUCUAGGGGUAAUGAUAUAUUGGGUGUUGUGGAUACGGCAACUGGAGAUGAUGGAAAGCCAUAUACGACGAUUAGUUAUGCUAAUGGGAAAGGAAAGUCCAUUGGGGAUGAUGGGACGAGGGUGGAUGUGACUUUGCACCAGGCGUUUAUGGCACGUGACGUCAGCUACGUUUACCCCGGCCUUGUCCCACUUGACUCCGAAACCCACGGGGGCGAGGACGUAGCAGUCUUCGCACGAGGACCUUGGCAACACCUCUUCACUUCCAGCUACGAGCAGACCGUAGUCCCCCACCUCAUUGCCUACGCCAUGUGUUUAUCAGAAGACCAGCAUGAGAACUGCAGGUUAAAGACUAGGUUUGGACGGUUUUACCCGUCUAGCGCGGUGUUGAAUAGACCUAGUUUGGUUAGUUUAAGUAUUUUGGCUGUGAUUGUUAGUGUUAAGUAUUUAUACUAUUUAUAGUUUCGAUUUAAGGUGUUUACUAGUAGUUGUUGGGUUUUGGGAUUAUGCUGUAGUUUUUUGAGUAAUCUUACACUAAUAAUUUUACAAUUAAAUCAUGCCAAACUUUUACGUUUGAUGGCAACUGUUGUUUGCCUUUCUAUUCAAGCAAUAGUAAUAUAGCAUAAAAUUGGGUCCAUUUCUGCAACAUUUGUAGGUACCUGAAGUUGUGUGAGUUUCCACAGAAAUGUAUUAUUUACUGUGGUAAAGACUAAACUUACGUUUACGGGUGUGAAUUUAAUAAGAUUUUCCCGUCAUUAUAACAUUACUCUCUCUCUCUUUCUGGUUACCUACCACUACUAUACAUUGAAGAGAGAGAGAAAGUAACAAUAAACUGGGUGAUUUUGUGGUCGUGAUCAAAGAUGUAUUAAGAUCAUACUAAGCAAAGUUCCCGCGGGAACUAACCAGAAAAGCGCAAAAAAAAACCAAUGGACACCUUGAAUCAAAUGUCAAGUAUAAGUAUGAAUUAUCUCAGAUGAUUUUUUGGGGCUCGGGCCCUAAUCUGCUAAAUAAAAGCCUUUGUUUCUUUUAAGAGCGGUCUUCAGCACGUGUCAAAGCAACCAUGUCGUUUAAAAGCAACUAUCGGGAUAGUAUUAAGGUUCAAAUUUAUGUGACGGCUCAUUCAGAGAACAAUCAGGGUGGUCUUUUCUUUGGAGAUAACAAAAUGUUUUAUCUCCGAAUGGGCUGUUUCAUGAAUUUUAACCAUUUAAAUAGAAUGGUAAAUUUGUUUAUCAAACGGGCUUAUUCCCGUUACUUAUGUCGAGGCUAUUAGCAGUAAGCAGUGUAACCACUGCAUAAAGGAAACAAAUCCUUUUGUUUAACAGAUUAGGGCCCGAGCCCGAAAAAAUGAUCUGAGAUAAUUCUUAUACCCACAGCAUAAUGUCGAAAUGCAUAAACUACGAUUAGGUAGGUAUACAAUUAGAAAUACAAGAUCCCUCGCAAUAGGAACAUAAAUCAACAAAAUAAUUUACACGGCACUAUUUUUAAGCUCUUUAUAAUUUAUAAUAUUUACCAGGAUUCUAUUUCAUAAUAAUUAUACUUAAAUAAGCCUUGGCAGAUGAGUAUUGUGUUUAGUACUUCAAUAAAAUACUUUGUUUUUAAUCUUUUCGACUUAGGCCUACUUGCAUGGUGCCACUAACCCGGGGUUAAGCGGUUA
This is a messenger RNA of Cydia splendana, 2952 nucleotides long. RefSeq names its product membrane-bound alkaline phosphatase-like. The record is from RefSeq and is a predicted model, not a curated record. Gene Ontology annotation, biological process: dephosphorylation. Gene Ontology annotation, molecular function: alkaline phosphatase activity. Lineage: Eukaryota; Metazoa; Arthropoda; Insecta; Lepidoptera; Tortricidae. The coding region runs from base 84 to 1760 and encodes 558 amino acids. The transcript has 8 exons.